Astyanax mexicanus (Mexican tetra) is the source of this 1116-nucleotide messenger RNA. RefSeq names its product macrophage mannose receptor 1-like. NCBI's taxonomy places the organism in Eukaryota, Metazoa, Chordata, Actinopteri, Characiformes, Acestrorhamphidae. The transcript has 7 exons. Bases 1 to 1116 code for a protein of 371 amino acids. The record is from RefSeq and is a predicted model, not a curated record.
AUGAAGACUAAUGCAUCAUGGGAAAGUCUUCAGUGCGAUCAGACUGACCUCACCUUCAGCUAUCACCUGAUCACUGAGAAUAAGACCUGGUAUGAAGCUCAGACAUCUGUUAAUGUCAGUGAUGACCGUAGGAGUGGGAUGAGCGGCACUCUGAACUACUGUAAGAAAGUCUUUUCUCCUGCAGAACAAAACAAUCGUCUCACAACUUUCCAUCUCAUAGAGAAGAACCUGACUCAGUCUGAAGCUCGAGCAGCUUGUAGAGAGAACUACACUGAUCUGGUCACUGUGUAUAAUGAUGAAGACAUCACUGCACUGAUCAGACUGACUGGUAUCGGCUCUGCAUGGACUGGUCUGUACAGAAAUCAGCCCAGUGUAAAAUGGUCUAACGGUGAUGACGUUACAUUCAGACAUCAGAAGACUGGAGACUGUGGCUCAUGGCCCUGCUGUGCUGCUAUGAAGGCUGAUGGAUUAUGGGAAAAUCUUCAGUGUACACAGACAAGAAACUUCAUGUGUUACAAACAAGAUCAGACUAACUCCAGUUAUCAUCUGAUCACUGAGAAAAUGACCUGGUAUGAAGCUCAGAGUUACUGCAGGAAGAACUACACUGAUCUGGUCAGCAUCAGAGAUCAGGAGCAGAAUGAAGCAGUGAAGAUAGCAGGGAUGAACAGCAGUGAUCCCUUCUGGAUUGGUCUGCUGCGUGAUGACUGGCAGUGGGCUGAUGGAGGAAGAUCUGCUUACAGAAACUGGUGGGACGAUCACCCUAAACCUUCUCCAGCAGACUGUGUGAAACUGGUAUCAGGAAAAAUGUAUUCAGUGCCGUGCAGUAAUACUGGAUCUGCUCUGUGCUACAGCACUUUCCUCCAUGUCAGUGAAGACCAUAUGAACUGGGAGAACGCUUUUUACUACUGUAAGAAAGAUAACAGGGCUGGUCUGCUGCACAUUCAUACUGAAUCUGACCACACUAAGGUGAAGAACGAGCUCAGGAAGAUGGGUAUCUCUGGGACUUUCUGGGAUGUACAGACCAUCCGACUGGGGUUAACGUUACUCACAGCAGCAGCUGUAGCCGCACGGAACGAGCCAAACAACGCGCUCACCCAGCAGAGCAGCGAGAGGUAA